Messenger RNA from Ziziphus jujuba (common jujube), 1404 nucleotides. Its product is annotated as RPM1-interacting protein 4. Lineage: Eukaryota; Viridiplantae; Streptophyta; Magnoliopsida; Rosales; Rhamnaceae. The record is from RefSeq and is a predicted model, not a curated record. Bases 332 to 1111 code for a protein of 259 amino acids. The transcript is spliced from 4 exons.
AAACGAAAGAGAGAAGAAACAGAGAAAAAACUUGACUUUUACAGAGGGAAAGAGAAUGGUCAAACAUGACCGGUGGCGCCGGUCAAUGGUUGAUAAACCUCUCUCUCUCUAAAACUCACAACUCAGUCCUUCUCUCUCUGUCUUAAAUUCUUUUGUUUCUCUUUGGUGAGUCAUUGAAGGGUUUCGUGGAGGAGAGAGAGAGAGAGAGAGAGAGAGAGCCGUUUGAUAUUUUUUUUGUGGUGGGUUUUGAUUAUCAAAACUGAAUUUUGCCUGCCCAGGAGAAUUGUUAUCGGCCAUAUCUGGGUUUUGUUCCAAGUUUGGUGGAAGAGAAAUGGCACAACAACGUUCGCAUGUACCAAAAUUUGGGAAUUGGGAAAGUGAAGAAAAUGUUCCAUACACAGCUUAUUUUGAUAAGGCUCGCAAGGGUCGAACUGGAACAAAGAUUAUUAAUCCAAAUGAUCCUGCAGAGAACCCAGAUAUCCUUAAUUAUGGAUCUUCAGCUGGUGCUCCUACUUCCAGGGCCAGACCUGAACAAGAAAAGCCAGUAGGGCAUGGUGCAGUGAGACCAGCACAUGAACGGCAAAGGAGCAGGGAGGAUGAUGACUUAAGGCAGUUUGUAAACUCACCUGCCCAUCAUGACAAUUUGGGUCGCAAAGCUGUUAAUGAUUCGGCACAUCAACAGCAUGGAGCCCGUGGUACAAGUUCAGGUGAAACCUAUAGAAGACCUGUAAGACAAAGUGCUGGGUCUGAGCAAAGUAUUGAGCGUUCACCCAUCCAUCGUCAUGCAAGGGUCUCAGGGAGAGAUUCACCAUCUUGGGAAGGAAAGAAUUCAUAUGACAGUAGCCAUGGUACUCCUGGAAGAUCUAGACUGAGACCUCGAAGCGAUGACACUCCUGAUCAAGGCGCUGCUGUUCCGAAAUUCGGAGAGUGGGAUGAAAACAAUCCUUCGUCAGCUGAUGGUUUUACUCACAUCUUUAACAAAGUAAGAGAAGAAAGGCAUAUCGGAGUAGGAAAAGUAACUGGCACUCCCGAACGUUCUUAUCCAAGUUCGCAGAAGCCAGAUGCUAAUGCCAAUGCCAAGGGUUGCUGCUUUCCAUGGUGCAGAAAAUGAUUUUCUCUGAAUAUGUGGGUAAAUUUAUGAUGUGUGCGGGACCUGUAUAUAUAUCUUUGGAGGCUGACUCUCCUUCUAAUGGGGGAGUGGCUUCUUUGAAGUGCAUUCAUUUUCUCCAGGUGUGCUAUCUUGUAGCAAUAACCAUUUCAUUCCGAAUGGAAACAUGUCUUCCUUCUUCUUCUUCUUCUUCUUUUUCACCUGUGGUUAGCCGUUGUAAUGUUACAAUUUUAUUGUCAGUUUUGCUGUUAUAUUUGGCUGGAAAAAGAAUAUAUAUUCCUAAUUCAUUUAUUUUA